This is a messenger RNA of Vigna angularis (adzuki bean), 1795 nucleotides long. RefSeq names its product trihelix transcription factor ASIL2. Bases 307 to 1431 code for a protein of 374 amino acids. The transcript is spliced from 2 exons. Lineage: Eukaryota; Viridiplantae; Streptophyta; Magnoliopsida; Fabales; Fabaceae. Gene Ontology annotation, cellular component: nucleus. The record is from RefSeq and is a predicted model, not a curated record. Gene Ontology annotation, molecular function: transcription cis-regulatory region binding.
CUAAAAAAAUAACGUAAAGUAAGUUUAAUUAAGCAGGAAAUAAAAGAUGAAUUUGAGAGGGUAAAAUGGGUAUAUCAGCGGAAGAGAGUUAGAGUUGUGUUUAUCGUCAAACUCGUGAAGCAGUGACACCAGACAAUAACAGAGAAGGUCCACCAACUCAGCCGGUGACGGAGUUUUUGCACACGUCCAAUUCAAUUCUGCCACGUCACCAACUCUUCCUCUGCUCUCUACCACGUGUCGACGGUCACCGUCAACUCACUUCCUUCCGUCAACGAAACCCCAAAAAAGAUCGGCGGCGAGAAGGAUAUGGACGAUGAGGAAGAGAUCCAGUCGCAUCCGUCGCCGGCGAGCGGAUCCCCGGUGUCUUCUCCGAGGGCGAACGGACGGAUAACGGUGACUGUCGCGGCGCCGGCGCCGUCGAAUAGUUUGGCAUUAGCGCUUCCGAUUCAGCAGCCGUCGAAGGGGAACGGUGGUGGAGGAGGCGGCGGAGGAAGGGAGGAUUGCUGGAGCGAAGGCGCGACGGCGGUACUGAUCGACGCGUGGGGAGAGAGGUAUCUGGAACUGAGCAGAGGAAAUCUGAAACAGAAGCACUGGAAGGAGGUGGCGGAUAUCGUGAGCGGCAGAGAGGAUUACACGAAGGCGCCGAAGACAGAUAUUCAGUGCAAAAACCGGAUCGACACCGUAAAGAAGAAGUACAAAUCGGAGAAGGCUAAGAUCGCCGCCGGCGCCACCAGCAAGUGGCCGUUCUUCGACCGUUUGGACAAAUUAAUCGGUCCAAGCGCCAAGAUCCCCGGAGCCGGAGCCUCCUCCGGUACCGCCGGCACCAGUGCUGCCGGAAACAGUAUUUUACAGUCGCACAAAGUGCCGUUAGGGAUUCCGGUCGGCGUUCGCGACGGCGUGAAUCAGUAUCACCGUCCUCAAAGGCCGGCGCAGCAACAACAACCGCAGCCGGUUCCGUUGAAGAACCAGAAGAUUCAGUUCCGGCGCCGCGGUCCACCGUUGGAAUCAGAUUCGGACGAGCGUGGCGCGUCAUCGCCAGCUUCGAGCGACAGUUUUCCCCCGGAGAGUUUCGAGCGGAAGAGGCCGCGGGUGAUGAGUUCGAACGCAGGGAAAGGAAGUGAAGGAAGACGGAGGGCGAAGGGUUGGGGAAGCGCGGUGAGGGAACUGACGCAGGCGAUUCUGAAAUUUGGCGAGGCGUAUGAACACGCGGAGAGCUCGAAGCUGCAGCAGGUGGUGGAGAUGGAGAAGCAGAGGAUGAAGUUCGCGAAGGAUUUGGAGUUGCAGAGGAUGCAGUUUUUCAUGAAGACACAACUGGAGAUUUCGCAACUCAAGCUUGGAAGAAAAGGUGCUAAUCCUGGCAACAAUCACCAUAGCACCACGAACAAUAACAAUAACAACAAUCAUAACAACAAUAAUAGCGACAGCGAGUGAAUGUGAGAAUGAGUGAGGGAUAACUAGGUUAAGCUUAAAGUUAAGGUUAAGGUUAGGAUUGAAUUGCAUUAGCAUGUGGUGUAUGAGUUUAGUUUUUAUUAUUAUUUAUCCCUUAAUUGUUACAGUUAACUUAAGCGGAUUGCUGCACCCUAAAACAGAGCAGGAAAACUUGCAGGAGUAUGUGCUGAGUAGUGAAUAAUCUAAUAAUCUCUUUGCAGCAGAUGUAUCAGUUCUCAUAAUGUGUAACACCGUUCUGGGUUAUAUUAGUAUCAGGCAUCAUAUCAUCAUUCAUUAUUCGUAGCUCUAGCAUAAACUAUUGUUUGUACAUACUUGAAAUGCAACCUCAUGAUGCCAAUUUAGUGCA